Messenger RNA from Plenodomus lingam JN3, 1512 nucleotides. The record is from RefSeq and is a predicted model, not a curated record. NCBI's taxonomy places the organism in Eukaryota, Fungi, Ascomycota, Dothideomycetes, Pleosporales, Leptosphaeriaceae.
AUGACGGCAGCCGAUCAGCUCAAGCAGCAGAGCGCUGCGCUACAGUCAAACAUAGGCGAUAUUUCAAAGACUGCUCAAUCAACAGCGAAGAAACCAACCACGGUGACACCUACCAAGGCUAGAUCUUUGACGACCAAAGCAACACCAGUGAAGAAACCAGCGGCCACUGCUUCCGAGACUCCAGAUGCAGCAGUUACACCGGUCAAGAGGGUUCCAAGAAAGCUAAAUGCUGGGCUUUCAUCGACUGCCACCAAAUCUACAACAACGCCAGCGAAAGCACCACCUGGUACAUCGUCCACAGCAACCAAGCUGGCAGCCUCAAGCACAUCAGCACCCAAAGUUGCAUCAGCCACAACACCUGCAAAGAAAACUAUCAGACCAUCCUCCAAACCCACUCCCAUUGCUUCCAAAAAGCCCUUACCCACAGCUGUGACGAAGAAUACCUCUAGCCCUCCAGCAGCGAAGCCUGUGAGCACUGUCAAGAAGACAACCGCCAGCUCCACUCCAGCAAAGUCCUCUCAAACCUCAUCAUCCACUCCCUCCACAACUGUCAAAAAGGAUGUGAACCCAGAUGGUACCUCCCCCACCCCCCUCCACAUCAUCAAAGCUCAUCCCGCACCAGGCCAAACCACGACUAAACCCCCUAGCACAUUUAACAAGGGCAUUAACACAGCAACCAGCACGCUCAACAAAACCGUCGGCGUGACUACUGGCAGCGUCAACACCGUCACCGAUGCGGCAACCACGGGUGUCACUUCUACCAUCGAUGGCAUCACCGGCGUUGCGGGCAAAGGGCUCGAUAAAACACCAGCUGGGGUGGGCAAGCCGGCCAAACAUGUGACCGAUACUGUGGGCAAAACGGCAACGGGCACCGUCGACAAUGUAUACUAUACAGCGGGCGCAGCAACCAAGGGCGUGCAGGGAACGGUUAGUAAGACAACGGGAGCGAUUGGCAAGGGGGAUGCCAAGGGCGCGGUCAAGGGCGCGAGUAGUGGUGUUGGCAAUACGGUGACGGGCAUUGGCAAGGGCGCAGGUCAAACGGUAGGUGAUGCCGUAGGAGGCGUUGGCAGUACGAUUGGGGGACCGAUUGGAGGCGUCGUGGACAAUGUAGGCAAAGGCGCAAACAACGCCGUCACGGGUAUCACCGGUGGCCUGGGCGACGGCGUCACGAAGCUGGGGAAAGGUGAUGUAAUUGGGGGAGUGGGAAGCACGCUUGGGGGUGUAGGCAAAGGAAGAGGAGAAGUGAGUGCUGUGGUGUUGGAAGAGGAGGAGGAGGAGGAGAAGAAGGAGAAGAAGAAGAAGAAGAAGAAGAAGAAGAAGAAGAAGAAGAAGAAGAAGAAGAAGAAGAAGAAGAAGAAGAAGAAGAAGAAGAGGGUCGCUUGGAUCCGUGCUCCUCGUCAUCACAAGGAAAAGAAAGUGCUCAGGAAAAAGAAAGACGAGCAGCACACUCUCCCUAUCGCCAUGCCAAAUCAUGCCAUGCCACACCACCGUGCCAGAACAAAAGACUGGUAA